UUUUUUUUUUUUUUUUAGGUUUUCGCGGAAAUAUAAUGGAGAAUCUCUCUUGUGUUGUGUUUACGAAAGGCGAUCUGAGAAUGGAAAAGCGAACUCUUGAAGAGGAUCUUGAUCCACACGAUGUUUUAUUGGAGAUGCAGAAAGUUGGCAUAUGCGGAUCCGACGUUCAUUACUGGACAGCCGGUCGGAUUGCGAAUUUCGUUGUGGAAGCUCCGAUGGUCCUUGGUCACGAAGCAAGCGGACGAGUUGUCAAAGUUGGCUCACGUGUUUCUCAUCUCAAACCAGGUGACCGAGUAGCGAUCGAGCCGGGCGUGCCUUGCAGACGAUGUUCGUAUUGUGUCGGCGGGCGUUAUAACCUCUGUCCGGAUAUCCAGUUCUGCGCCACGCCCCCCGUGGACGGGAAUCUCUGUCAAUACUACAAACACGCCGCGGACUUUUGUUUCAAGCUGCCCGACCACGUGUCCGACGAGGAAGGAGCACUUCUGGAGCCACUUAGCGUUGGAGUGCACGCAUGUCGGCGAGCAGGCGUAACCCUGGGAGCCCGGGUUCUGAUUUGUGGGGCCGGACCCAUCGGGCUGGUGAAUUUGCUGGUCGCCAAGGCCAUGGGUGCCGCUUUCGUCUGCCUCACCGAUCUGGAUGAGAACCGGCUUCAGGUGGCACUGUCCAUGGGAGCAGACGCCGGGAUCACUAUCGCUAAGGAGCAAACGGCAGAUGAGGCGUUGGCGAUGAUCAAGGAAGCAUUCAAGGGGGACUCGCCUACUCAUACGAUCGAGUGCACCGGGGCCGAGUCGAGUAUCAGACUCGGAAUGCUCGCGACCAAGUCCGGGGGUGUUAUGGUGUUGGUUGGAGUGGGACCGUCGAGCUACUUGAAUGUACCCGUGUUUGAUGCGGCCGUGAGGGAAGUGGAUAUCAGAGGGAUCUUCCGUUAUGCGAAUUGCUAUCCAACAGCCUUGGAAUUCGUUGCUUCGGGAAAAUGCGACGUGAAGAAAUUGAUCACGCAUAGGUUCGAGCUGGAAGACUCAUUGAAAGCGUUUGAGGCCGCGAAGACGGGCGCUGAUGGAGCAAUAAAGGUCAUGAUCAACUGUGCAAGACCAACGGAAGUGCGUAAGUGUUGUCGUAUCGUCAAGUGCUUCUGCGUGAUUACAAACGUUCCGCGUUUAUUUUGUGUGACUGAUUUAUUGUCCUUAUCUGAAAUGUUCAAUGUUGACGUUGAACGACUCGCGCCGGUUCGAGAUGACGACUUGGAAGUCAAUGUCCCACUUCCGGACGAGCUGGUGUAUCUUUCCUUCGGAAAAAGUGAACAGCAAUCUCUCGUUCCGGACUGGAGAAAGCUCGCCGCAUUUCCUGAUCCGACAGGGCCACCGUUGGUCAAACGACGAGUCGUCUUGAAAAAUGGAGAACCCAAUAGAACUAUCCGUCGGUCAGCGGAAGCUCGGAAGAACUUCAUGUCUGACUACUAUAAUAGCGUAUUAGCCCUGAGCUGGCGUAAUAUCCUCUUCGGGAUAAGUGUAAUCACUGCGUUGACUUACGUAUUUUUUGCGUCGACGUGGUUAUUGAUAUCCGCGGCUAGGAGCUCAUCGCUUGGCGAUUCCUUGGAUGGAUUCAAUCCGUGCGUCGAUGGGCUCAUCAGCUUUCUCACCGCCCUCGAGUUUGCCGUGGAGACUAUCACUACUAUUGGCUACGGUUCGAGAGCCUUACGAGAUAUAAACUCCAGUUGUAUGUUUGCGUUCCUGACGUGGUGCUUUGCGGCCAUUACGGGAUCCGUGGUGAUAAACUUCGCCGCUUCUGUCGUGGCGACGAAACUGUCAACACCGAUGCAACGCGCCCGGACACUUGUGUUUAGUAGGAACGCGUUGAUAAGCGUACGGGAUGGAAGACUGUGUUUUAUGUGCCGAGUGGGUGAUACUGCCAACUCGAGGAUCAUAGAAGCAUCGGCUCGCGCCUUGAUCAUCCAGAAGUCCGUCCCACAAAAUAAAUCCGAAGCGCCGAUCGGGGAUGAUGCCGUGAGGAUUCGAGACAUCGACGUUCAAAUCGAUGCCUCUGACGGCAGUUUAUUUUAUAUCUGGCCCAUGACGCUGAUUCAUUGGAUCGAUUCAACGAGUCCAUUUUAUUUCCUGACGCGAGACAAUUUGAAAACUAGCCGAUUUGAGAUCGUGAUUUGUAUUGAAUGCUGCGUGGAGUCGACGUCUUCGUCCAUCACCGCCACCACGUCGUAUCUCCCGGAAGAAAUCGUUUGGGGGAGAAGGUUGUGUGCAUUUUUGGCAUCAUUAGUCCGCUCAUUUGGGAAAUUGGUGAAGGGGUCCGUCCCACAAAAUAAAUCCGAAGCGCCGAUCGGGGAUGAUGCCGUGAGGAUUCGAGACAUCGACGUUCAAAUCGAUGCCUCUGACGGCAGUUUAUUUUAUAUCUGGCCCAUGACGCUGAUUCACUGGAUCGAUUCAACGAGUCCAUUUUAUUUCCUGACGCAAGACAAUUUGAAAACUAGCCGAUUUGAGAUCGUGAUUUGUAUUGAAUGCUGCGUGGAGUCGACGUCUUCGUCCAUCACCGCCACCACGUCGUAUCUCCCGGAAGAAAUCGUUUGGGGGAGAAGUUUUGCACCGAUGGUCUCUUUUAACAAGGGUUCGGGUCAUUACGUGUCGGAUUUCGCGCUCUUUGAUGAGACUGUUGCAGUUUCUGGCAGUUUCGGGUCAAAGAAUGCAGUUGAUCCGAACCGGAGAAAGCACCGCCGCACGGGCUCGCGUCGUCUGCUCCAGCAACACGAGGAUGUUCCAAUGAUUCAUGCAAAUUCUUGAGAGAAAAAAAAUUGCCCGUUGUUCUUUUACCCUCUCCCGAUUCGCGAAAUGAUGACUCUACAGCUUAUGUUUCCCUGAUGACCCGGGUGUUUUGAGAAGAUUUUAUUGUAAAUGACUGUCGUAACGGGAGCCAAUUUUUGUUUCCGUGAAGGAAAUUAUUCAACUUUCUGAGAACCUGAAUUUCUCUCACCAUCUUGUGAAUGUGGGAUGAUUUCGAUUUUUUUUUCGAGAAUGAAAUCGAGUCAUCGUCACGAAUGGUCCCUGUCCGAAGACCACAAGAUUAUGUCCAGUUUCUCUACGGCGAAUUUUUGGUUAUUAAGAAGUGAUUCCACUGGUCCCUUCACUGGCUUCUUGUAACAAGAAUUCACUGUAUCUG
Notodromas monacha is the source of this 3165-nucleotide messenger RNA. The record is from the annotation of a GenBank genome assembly. NCBI's taxonomy places the organism in Eukaryota, Metazoa, Arthropoda, Ostracoda, Podocopida, Cyprididae.